This is a messenger RNA of Diatraea saccharalis (sugarcane borer), 2343 nucleotides long. The record is from the annotation of a GenBank genome assembly. NCBI's taxonomy places the organism in Eukaryota, Metazoa, Arthropoda, Insecta, Lepidoptera, Crambidae.
AUGUCGCUCUGGGCCAGAGCUCAGCAGUUGCCACCCGAGAGUUUGCAGAAGGUGCGAGCAAUCUAUGUAGAUCAAUUUCCUAUUGAAGUUAGGCACUGCCUAGCGGCAUGGAUCGAGAGUAGAAUAUGUCUCCUGCCGACCAGGACCCCUGAGCCGGAAGAACAGCAGAGAUACUUCGUCGAAGAGCUGGUGCACGAGAUAAACACUCAUGCCGAACUCCUACUAUCCUCGGACAUGUUCGUCACCAGGAUGAAGCUGUUGGAGGCUGCCAAAAAUAUACACUUGCAGUACAGUCACGCACCUCAAGAGCUAUACGCGUACAUGCGCCGUUGUCUCGCUCUAGAAAUGGAGGUAAUACAAAAUGCGAUGGGGCCACAGUACGCGGCUCAGCCUCAGUCAGAACGCAAGUAUAGUGAGCUGAUCACGGGUCUUCAGACAGUCCGACAGACUGUUAACAUGGUUAGUGAAGAGAUAAGAAGUCUUCAAGCGAACAUGGAGUCUUUCUCUCUGCAAUACCACGAAUGUAUCAAGAAUAAGGGGCACAUAAGCUAUUUGCAGCAGGCCGGUCCCAUGACUACUGAACGACGAGAUCUCGAAGCAUGCCUCCGAGUACAGAUUGAAGAAAUGGAGAGAAAACUGAAUGUGCUGGUUGCCCAGAUUAAUCAAGCUCAACUCCAGCUGGUCGAUCAUAUGAAGGACAACAUCGCGAACCUCCGACAGCUGCAGAGUCAGGUGUUGGACGAAGAGCUCAUCAAAUGGAAACGCGAACAGCAAUUGAGCGGGAACGGUGUCCCGAUGCAAUCGAACCUGAACACUAUACAGGAAUGGUGCGAAUUACUCGCCGAUCUCAUAUGGACGUCCAGACAGCAGGUCACCAAUGUUGCCAGGAUUAAUAACAAGGCGAUACACGAGUUGAGACAGCCGCAUCUCGGCGAGAUGCUCGACGAUAUGAGCAAGCAGGUGACCAGUCUCCUAUCGACAUUGGUGACAUCUACCUUCGUUAUAGAGAAACAACCUCCUCAAGUUAUGAAAACCAACACACGCUUUACAGCUACAGUUAGAUUACUAGUCGGAGGUCAAUUGAAUGUAUAUAUGACACCACCUAGAGUCAGUGUGGUUAUAAUAUCGGAGCAACAGGCACAGUUAUUGCUGAAGAGUGAAACGCAGGCUGGUAAAGGUAAACAGCCAGUGGAAUGCGGAGAUAUAUUAAAUAAUAGCGGAGUGAUGGAGUACCAGGCCACUAGUAGACAGCUAAGUGUCAGUUUUAGGAAUAUGCAACUGCGUAAGAUAAAACGAGCGGAGAAGAAAGGGACAGAGAGUGUGAUGGACGAGAAGUUGACCCUAUUAUUUCAGUCCCAGUUCAACGUGGGAGGUGGUGAACUUGUAUUUCAGGUGUGGACAUUGUCCCUGCCGGUGGUGGUGAUAGUGCAUGGGAACCAGGAACCACACGGCUGGGCCACCGUCACGUGGGACAACGCCUUCAGCCCGCCGGGACGCGUGCCCUUCGCCGUCCCAGAUAAGGUCACAUGGGGCCAACUAGCGGAAACUUUACGCAUUAAGUUCUACUCGGCCACAUCGGGAGGCGAUCUAUCCGAAGAUAACUUAAGAUUCCUCGCUGAGAAGAUAUUCAGUAUUCCCGGUUCCUGCAGGACCAGUCUGCCGCUGACGGCCCUCGAGCUGAACGCUACCAUGGUCAGCUGGACUCAGUUCUGCAAGGACGCGUUGCCCGAGAGGAACUUCACCUUCUGGGAGUGGUUCUACAUGGUGGUUAAGGUCACCAGGGACUACCUGAGGACGCUCUGGUGUGAUGGACUUAUAAUGGGCUUCAUACAGAAGAAACAAGCGGAAGAUAUGCUCUCAAAAUGUUCACCGGGGACAUUCCUGCUCCGUUUCUCGGACUCGGAAUUAGGGGGGAUCACUAUCGCCUGGGUCGGAGAGGCCCACGAGGUGUACAGUCUCCAGCCGUUCACGUCUAGAGACCUGAUGCUUCGUUCUCUGGCCGAUAGGGUGUUGGACCUCCCACAGCUUCAGUAUUUGUACCCGAGUGUUGCCAAAGACACGGUCUUCUCGAAAUAUUAUACCAAACCGGAGAAUGAUGUGCUAAAGAAUGGCUACGUGAAACCUGUGCUGGUGACCACGCUGCCCCCGUACAUGGCGACGCCCGCGUACGCGUCGCCCGACUCUCAUCGCAGCACGCCCUCGGUGCACACCAGUUAUGCCGCAACGCCGGCGCCUACUGAGGCUAGUACAUACAUGGACAGCGAUUUGUUCGAGCAGAUGCGCGCCUUUGACCCAGACGGCUUUGACGAAUUCAACCUGUACGAGAGUAUGACGAUGAAAUGA